AUGGCCGACCAGGAUGAGAUUCGAGGUAACUCAGUCUAUGAGACUGCUGAGUCUGGUGUCGAGAAACCUGUUGCUUUUGAGAAGCCGAAGGCCAAGUCUGGCUUCAUGGGAAAGGUGAUGGGAUUCUUUAAUAGUGAUGUUCGCAAGGAGAUACCUUCCUACAAGGAUAUUGAGAUUCACACCUGGAAUGGUCCUGAUGAUCCGGAGAACCCUUUCAACUGGGGCACCAAGUACAAAUGGCUUUUGACCCUCACUGUCUGCUUCAUCUCUAUCUUGACCGGUCUCCCUGCAGGAACCUAUGGCUCCGGCAACGACUGGAUGGAAACAGAGUUCAACGUGCAGAACUCACCUUUCCCAAACCUUUAUUGGGCUACCACGAGUUGGAAUAUGGGAGCGGCUUUCUGGCCUCUGAUAUUCGUGCCUCUCACCGAAUCUUCCGGCCGAAUGCCCGGAUAUUUCGUCGCCUAUAUCAUUCUAGUCAUCUCACUCUUCCCAUCCGCGUUCGCAAAGAACUUUGCGACUUUGGUCGUGACGCGGUUCUUUGGCGGCGGUGCUUCCUCUGUUUCGAUUAACAUCGUCGGUGGAAGUAUUAGUGAUGUCUGGUUCGGCAACAAGGCUCGCAGCUUGCCCAUGUCAAUCUUCGGUUUCACCAGUGUCGUGGGUAUUGCACUUGGUCCGUUCAUUGGUUCUGCUAUCGUACAGAUCCCUAAGAGCGAGCCCUGGCGUUGGAUUUUCUAUAUUCAGAUCAUUUAUAAUGCCGCCUUGAUCCCCGUGUUCUGGUUCAUCCUCCGCGAAACCCGACCCGACGUUAUCCUCAAAGCGCGCGCCAGAAAGAUCCGCAAGGAAACUGGCCGCCCGGUGUACGCAGCCGCCGAGAUUGACGCGCCGAACAAGCUUACCCUGGUGAAGUUGUCGUUCCAACGACCAACCCGCAUGUUGACCUCUGAACCUGUGGUCAUCUUCUUUACGCUCUGGAUCAGUUUCGCUUGGGGAAUCCUGUAUCUGUUCUUCUCCAGUGUUGUGCAGACCUAUUCCACAAACUACAACUGGGGCAGUCUCGCAACUGGCUUGGUCCAGCUUGCCAUAUCGGUCGGUGCCAUCAUCGGUACAAUCAUCAACCCAUUCCAGGACUGGCUCUACCAGCGUUCUGCAGGCCGCAACACGGAGAAGCCCGGUACCCCAAUCCCCGAGGCCAGACUGUACACCGCUAUCCCCGGCAGUAUUCUUUUCGCGGCCGGUCUGUUCUGGUAUGGCUGGGCUAGUCAGCCAGAUAUUCACUGGAUCGUCCCAACAAUCGGUAUCACCGCUGCCGGUAUCGGUAUCUACUCCAUCUACAUGGCUGUCGUUAACUACCUGACCGACGCUUAUGAGCGCUACGCUGCGUCUGCCCUGUCGGCUGCUUCUCUUGGACGAAAUUCAUUUGGUGCAUUUUUACCGCUCGCUUCGCCCCAACUGUUCAGUAACCUCGGUUUCGGCUGGGCUGGUACUCUUCUUGGAUUCAUUGGUAUUGCGUUGUCGGUUGUGCCUGUGGUUUUGGUCUUGAAGGGGCCGCAGAUUCGGGCUCGUAGCACUUUCAUGCGCGAGGCUAUGUGGGAACCGGAGGAGAAGGUUGAGGUUGAUACUUCUGGUAAGGGUGAGAUGGGACCCUCUGCUGAGAAUGCCGAGGGGAUUGUAUAA
Molecule: messenger RNA, 1677 nt
Organism: Penicillium atrosanguineum
Lineage: Eukaryota; Fungi; Ascomycota; Eurotiomycetes; Eurotiales; Aspergillaceae
Exons: 4
Coding region: 1-1677 (558 amino acids)
Biological process (GO): transmembrane transport
Molecular function (GO): transmembrane transporter activity
Source: RefSeq, a predicted model, not a curated record